GAGGGCCGAGCUCGGGGUGGGCGGCCGGCGCACAGCUGAGCGGAGGUGCAGACUAAAGCCCGCGCCUCGGCCUUCCGCCGGGUCAGCUGACCUCCGAGUGCGGAACUAAAGCUCCCGACCCGCGCUGCCUGGCGCCUUCACGUUCUCCGCUCUGUGCUCUGCACCGGGAGCCGAGCGUCCGCCCCUUCGCCAUGGCCGGGCUCGCGGUCAGUGGAACUCAAGUGUCUUACAUAGGCCAGGACUGCAGAGAAAUUCCAGAGCAACUCGGCAGGGACUGUGGACAUUUCGCAAAGAGGCUGGAUCUGAGCUUUAACCUCCUGAGGUCACUGGAAGGACUGAGCGCGUUCGGGAGCCUGGAGGAACUCAUCUUGGACAACAAUCUGCUCGGGAACGACCUCGUGUUGCCAGGGUUACCCAGGCUCCAUACCUUAAGCCUCAACAAGAACCAAAUCACUGACUUGGAGCGUCUGCUUGAUCACCUGGCAGAAGUGACGCCAGCUCUGGAGUACCUCAGCCUGCUGGGUAAUGUGGCGUGUCCCAAUGAACUAGUCAGCUUGGAAAAGGAUGAGGAAGACUACAAGAGAUACAGAUGCUUUGUUCUACACAAGCUGCCCAAUUUAAAGUUUUUAGAUGCCCGGAAAGUAACCAGACAAGAACGAGAGGAAGCUUUGGUCAGAGGGGCAUUCAUGAAAGUAGUGAAGGCCAAGGUGGCUCUUUUACCACUAAGGGAGCACCAUACCCAGUCCAGUGGUGAUGGGGUGGGUUUGAAACCUCCUUCUUGA
Molecule: messenger RNA, 782 nt
Organism: Hipposideros armiger (great roundleaf bat)
Lineage: Eukaryota; Metazoa; Chordata; Mammalia; Chiroptera; Hipposideridae
Gene: LRMDA
Product: leucine rich melanocyte differentiation associated
Exons: 6
Coding region: 192-782 (196 amino acids)
Biological process (GO): melanocyte differentiation
Molecular function (GO): protein binding
Source: RefSeq, a predicted model, not a curated record